Messenger RNA from Propithecus coquereli (Coquerel's sifaka), 1688 nucleotides. It is a transcript of the gene RRP1, whose product is annotated as ribosomal RNA processing 1. The coding region runs from base 71 to 1405 and encodes 444 amino acids. The record is from RefSeq and is a predicted model, not a curated record. Gene Ontology annotation, cellular component: preribosome, large subunit precursor; nucleus; preribosome, small subunit precursor. Gene Ontology annotation, biological process: rRNA processing. NCBI's taxonomy places the organism in Eukaryota, Metazoa, Chordata, Mammalia, Primates, Indriidae. The transcript is spliced from 13 exons.
CGGAGGCAGGGACGCGUGCGGGUCGCUGAGGUUGGGGUCUCUGGGUCUCAGGGUUGCGGCCGCCGUCGCCAUGGUUUCGCGCGUGCAGCUCCCCCCGGAGAUCCAGCUGGCGCAGCGCCUGGCGGGGAACGAGCAGGUGACCCGGGACCGGGCGGUGAGGAAGCUCCGGAAGUACAUCGUGGCCCGGACUCAGCGUGCCGCAGGUGGUUUCAGUCAUGACGAGUUGCUGAAGGUGUGGAAAGGACUGUUCUAUUGCAUGUGGAUGCAGGACAAGCCGCUCCUGCAGGAAGAACUAGGAAGGACUAUUUCCCAGCUCGUCCAUGCGUUUCAGACCACAGAGGCACAGCACCUGUUCCUUCGGACGUUCUGGCAAACCGUGAAUCGUGAGUGGACGGGCAUAGACAGGCUGCGCCUGGACAAGUUCUACUUGCUCAUGCGGAUGGUCCUGAGCGAGUCCUUCAAGGCCGUGAGAGCGCGAGGAUGGGAGGACAGACAGAUCGAGCAGCUGCUGGAGCUGCUGACGACCGAGAUCCUGCACCCCAACAGCCAGGCCCCUCACGGGGUGAAGAGCCACUUCAUCGAGAUCUUUCUGGAGGAGCUGACCAAAGUGGGCGCCGAGGAGCUUACCGCAGACCAGAAUCUCAAGUUCAUCGACCCCUUCUGCAGAGUCGCUGCCCGCACCAAGGACUCCCUGGUUUUGCAUAACAUCACUCGAGGCAUCUUCGAGACCAUCGUGGAGCAGGCCCCGUUUGCCAUUGAGGACCUGAUGAAGGAACUGGACGCACAAAGCAAGGAGGAAGAGGAGGAGGCGUCGGAUGGUGACGAGUCCUCGGAGGGCAGUGCGGACACACGAGACCUGCCGUCCCGGGAGAGGUCUGAGAAGCUGCCUGCAGGCUCCAUCCGCGGAGCUGAGCCUGAGGUGGGCCAGGAGCCGUGGGGAGACGACAGGGACGGCCCCGUCCUCCAGUUCGACUAUGAGGCGCUCGCGAACAGACUGUUCCAAGUGGCCAGCCGACGGAGCACCCCUUCUCAGAACAGGAAGCGCCUCUACAAGGUGAUCCGAAAGUUGCAGGACCUGGCAGGAGGCGUCUUCCCCGAGGACGAGCUCCCAGAGAAGGCCUGCAGGAGUCUGCUUGAGGGGAGGCGGAAGAGGAAGACGAAGAAGCGUUUGCCUAAAGCACGGUUGCAGCGCAAGGGAGGGAAAGGUGACCAGGAGGACUCGAGCCCAGACCCGAGCUCGGGAGUCGAGCGGGCCCCGCCCCGAGAGCAGCCCCGGGGCCGCAGCCGUGGAGGCGCUAGCAAGAGGAAGAGGACACCUCGGCAGCCAUCCGGUACCCGAGCAGAGGGGGCCAAGGUCCAGGAGCCAGAGAGGAAAAGGAAACGGAUCCUGGGGAGCAGGAAGUGACACGGGCGGCCCAGGACGGGCGCGGUGUUGGGCGAGGGCGGGGAGACCGGGCCUGACGCCUGGACUCCAGGCCCAGCGGCUCCUCAGCUCACCCUGCGGGAAGGCGAGGCCCUGGGAGGCGGAUGCUGCGCUCAGUGCCAGUGUCCCAGGAAACGCUCCUUUCUCCAAAGAGCCGCUGCCUGCCACUGGGGUGAGCCCAGGUGAGGAGGGCGAACUCUGGAGACUCACACUGCACCUGUGUCAGGGCCUGGCCACCUACGCUUGCAGCAGCCGUGAAAUAAAA